AUGGAUUCAAUAAAAUACAUUUUUGAGAAACCGUCAUUAUCUGGAAGGAUUGCAAAAUGGCAAGUUUUGUUGUCAGAGUAUGAUAUUGUUUAUGUUACUAAAAAAACAAUGAAGGGAAGCGCAGUUGCUGAUCAUUUAGCUGCUCAACCAGUAGCAGAUUACGAACUUAUGAGGAUUGAUUUCCCGGAUGAAAACAUAUUUCUGGUUGAAAAGAAUGCUAGAGAUCAUGAGACAAGGACUAUGCUUUUCGAUGGUGCCUCAAAUGAGUUGGGACAUGGGAUUGGAGUUGUGCUAAUUUCUCUAGAAGGAAAGGUUUUCCCCCUAACGGCCAAGUUAUGUUUUGAAUGCACUCACAAUAUCGCUGAAUAUGAAGCUUGCAUUAUGGGACUUCAAGUAGCAUGCAAUAUGAGUAUUAAAAAGUUGAAAGUUUUGGAUGACUCGAUAUUAGUGAUACAUCAAGUCAAGGAAGAAUGGGAAACAAGAGAUGCUAAAUUGGUGCCUUACAGCUAA
Molecule: messenger RNA, 510 nt
Organism: Cucumis melo (muskmelon)
Lineage: Eukaryota; Viridiplantae; Streptophyta; Magnoliopsida; Cucurbitales; Cucurbitaceae
Exons: 1
Coding region: 1-510 (169 amino acids)
Molecular function (GO): nucleic acid binding; RNA-DNA hybrid ribonuclease activity
Source: RefSeq, a predicted model, not a curated record